AAAUCAGCAGUCCACUCGCUCUUCCGUCUUAAACCGGGUCAACGCGUCGCUCUGGAUGUUUAAAUCUACUGUGGAAAGAUUUCACAACAAAUGGAAAUCCUACCGACACAGGUUUGUCCCCUGGGUGGUGUUGAACCUGUCUAGAAAUGAGAAAACUCUUCGGAAGGUGACGGAGCGAUGCAAAGACAAGCUAGUCCCGGACGAGGAAGUGUCCCGGAGCCUCCUGGGUCUGUUCCGAGCCCUGCUCACAACCCACGGGGCUCAGACCCACGCAGGACCAGCCGGGCCUGAUGACACAGUGCGUGGACAUGAGGCUAUGCUGCAGACUCUGGGCUUCUGCAUUGACCGGAAGCCCAGCAGCUUGGCCUUUGCAGGAACAGGAGUGUUUGUCACCAGUGGGUUUGUCCCUAAAGGGGUCACAGUGGCCAUGUACCCUGGGACAGUCUACCAGGCCUAUGAGCCCAUCCUCCUGCAGUCCAUCAGAAACCCCUUUGUCUUCAGGUGUAUCGAUGGGAUCCUCAUUGAUGGAAAUGACAAAGGUCUUUCUAAAAUGGUGUUCAGGUCUUGCAGUGGCAGAGACAGGAUGGGGCCCUUCUUAACCAGUGACACCAGUUGGUUGACAUCCGGUCCACUAAACCCGCUGGCGGUGGGACAGUAUGUGAACAACUGCUCCAACGAGAGGCCUGCCAACGUCUGCUACCAGGAGUACGACGUUCCCCAGAAGUUUCCCCUGGAGCUACGACAGUAUCUCCCCAAUGUGAACUACAGUCAGGACAGUCACAGGCCUCUGCGCUGUGUGGUUCUGGUGUCACUCAGAGACAUUACAGCCGGAGAAGAACUGUUCUCCAACUACUACACCAUUGUGCAUUAGAGCCCCAGUACCCUCCAACGUCCUGCUUUGAUAUCACAGCUCAAGAAGAUGAGACAUUUGACGCGAAAUAAGAAAUAUUUAUUUUUUUCUGGCACAAAUCUCUUUGUACAUUCUUACACUGAAGCAAAAACCUAAAACAAAAGCUUUUGUGGGUUACGGUUUGAACAAUAAAUACCUGAAAGUGCAAGAAAUUGU
This is a messenger RNA of Sphaeramia orbicularis (orbiculate cardinalfish), 1066 nucleotides long. RefSeq names its product SET domain containing 9 (gene setd9). The record is from RefSeq and is a predicted model, not a curated record. Bases 56 to 871 code for a protein of 271 amino acids. Gene Ontology annotation, molecular function: protein binding. Lineage: Eukaryota; Metazoa; Chordata; Actinopteri; Kurtiformes; Apogonidae. The transcript has 2 exons.